AAACAAAGCGCCAACACCACGCGCGCCAGUCUCGUUUGCCGUUGAGCCGCGCGAACUCCAAACCUGACAUCUUGCACCAAUACACCCGUGAUCCUUAUGUAGUUUUUCUUUUAUCGCGUCUCUGUCUCUCACAAUAGAACAUCCAUCGUUUGUUCUAAAACCCCCCUCUCCCUUUCGCGCGCGUGCUCGAAGCGAAUCUGUCGGAUGUUAUGAACGGAUAUCCAUCUUUCGAAUGUAUAUGAACAUCCGUACCUGAUUAGGUCGAUAUAGCGCUCCACCACCAUGGACCAUUCAUCCCACGACCACCAGGAACACCACCUCAUGAUGGAUCAAUCAGCCCACUCCGGCCACGGCGACAUGGGCGGCGGUCACGGCGGCGACGGAGGCCCCAUGUGCAAAAUGAAUAUGCUCUUCACCUGGGACACGACCGACCUGUGCGUCGUCUUCCGCCAGUGGCACAUCACGUCCCCCUUUGGCCUGGUCGUCUCGCUGGUCGCCAUAGUAGCCAUCUGCGCCGGCUACGAGGCCCUGCGCGAGGGCAUCCGGCGGUACGAGGCCGUGCUGGCGAGGAGGGUCGACACGGCGCCGCCCCCCCGAUACCCCCGAUCCCCGUCCCCGUCGCCGUCACCGCGGUACUCUGAGGAAUCAGCUACUGAGAGAGCCCCAUUUCUGUCGUCGCUGGGUGCAGGCCAGAACCGGGAGCAGAUCGCGUGGCGGGCCCACGUUGUCAAGGCCAUCUUGUAUGGCAUCCAGAACUUUUACGCCUUCAUGAUCAUGCUCAUCUUCAUGACCUACAACGGAUGGGUCAUGAUUGCUGUCUCGGUCGGCGCCGGGCUGGGCUAUUUGCUGUUUGGCGGGAAGACUGCCGUGACCAAGGAGACUGCCUGCCAUUGAUGGGCGGGGCAGCGUCAGCAUUGGCCAUCUACAGAGAAGGGGAUGAGGAGGCAGAACCACACCCCACCCUAACUUUGUUCUGACCACAG
Messenger RNA from Thermothelomyces thermophilus ATCC 42464, 983 nucleotides. RefSeq lists its product as uncharacterized. Lineage: Eukaryota; Fungi; Ascomycota; Sordariomycetes; Sordariales; Chaetomiaceae. The transcript has 4 exons. Gene Ontology annotation, molecular function: copper ion transmembrane transporter activity. The record is from RefSeq and is a predicted model, not a curated record. Gene Ontology annotation, biological process: copper ion transmembrane transport. The coding region runs from base 283 to 894 and encodes 203 amino acids. Gene Ontology annotation, cellular component: membrane.